AUGAGUGCUGGAGGAGGAACUCCUUAUAUUGGCAGUAAAAUAAGUCUGAUAUCCAAGGCACAGAUUCGUUAUGAGGGAAUUCUGUCUUCUGUCGACACAGACAGGUCCACGGUGGCUUUGGCUAAAGUUAAAUCCUAUGGCACAGAGGACCGCCACACAGACAGACCAGUUCCACCCAAAGAUGAAAUUUAUGAAUAUAUCAUCUUCAGAGGAAGUGACAUCAAAGAUAUUACUGUGUCUGAGCCUCCAAAGCCACACCAUGGUCUGCCUCGAGACCCUGCCAUUGUUCAGUCAUCCAUUGGCAGCUCCUCUUCUGCGUAUCACCCACGCUGGAGUCCUUACAGGGACAUGAUGCCCACCUACAACCAGCUGGCUGCUAGUUCUCUACUCAACCAGCAGUACAAUGCAGCACUGGGCCUCGUGCCAGGACUUCACGGCCAGGCCAGAAGAGCCCCCAUGGUGGAGCAGGCCGUCCAGACCGUGCCUCUGGCCGGCGCCGCACAGAAAAAGGGGAAGGCCUCAACCCAGCCUCAGAGCAGACAGCCCGUCCGACCCAACCAGCGCUCUGGUCGAGACGGCUCCCAGGUUCAGAAGGAGAAUGUACCCACCCGCAGAGCAUCAUCUCAGCAAAGUGCAGCCAAGGUUCAAGGCCAAGGCACUGAAAACCAGAAACAAAGGCAAAAACAAGGCAGCCGCAGGUCCAGGAACAGAAGGAGAGGCCAACUUCUGGUGAAAAACCCCAAGGCUACAACUUUGGAGUUUGAGUCAGACUUUGAUUUUGAAACGGCAAAUGCUCAGUUUAAAGAUGAUCUUACGAAGGAGGUUGUGGUGGAGAAAGUUGAUUCUGGGGAGACCCAGGACAGCCCGGGUAUACAGGAGGAGGAAACUCUGGGAGAGAAGUACUACGACAAGACCAAAUGCUUCUUUGAUAACAUCUCAUCAGAUCUGAAACCCAGGAGAACUACCUGGGCGGAGGAGAAAAAGUUGAACAUUGAAACGUUUGGCGUGCCUGGUCGCUUCCUGAGAGGCAGAGGAUUCAGAGGCCGUGGGCGCAAAGGACAGAGCACCACCGAGCAGCGAGCACUCCCAAAAGUUGGCAGCGGGAGAGUGUAAAGGCUUUUCUUUUUUGUUAAUGCUACUGUAAAUAUUGUAGUUUUCUACUUAUUUAAAAAGUACCUCCCUGUUCUCCCCCAUUUUGAAGCACUUUAAGUGGUAUGUUUUUGUUUUUUUUUUCUUUAUCCCAAAUGUGCAUUUAGGGAAUCUUGUACUUUGGAUCCUUUAUAUGAAAUGGGAGAGCAAUUUCUUUUAAAGCCAGCAGCUGUGCACUUAAAGCAAAUGUAUUCAUCGUUAGCUUGGAAGCAUGCAAUGUGGAAUUUGUCUUUUGAAAAGACCAGCAGGCAUGUCUUUUUUUUCUUUUCUUUUUUUUUUUCUAAAUGUCUGAAUGUAUUAACUUAUGACUGUCUGAUUGCACAAAUGUGACUCCAAAGAGGUCUUGAAAGGCCAUCUUCUCAAAAUUGACAGACAGAAGUACUUUGUUUUGUUUUUUUCUCCCUAUUUGUAAAAUGAAAACUAUGGAGAAACAUGUGUAACAGUUGCUAUUAAAUAACAUGAUAAAACA
This is a messenger RNA of Stegastes partitus (bicolor damselfish), 1618 nucleotides long. RefSeq names its product protein LSM14 homolog B-like. The transcript has 8 exons. The coding region runs from base 1 to 1113 and encodes 370 amino acids. Lineage: Eukaryota; Metazoa; Chordata; Actinopteri; Pomacentridae. Gene Ontology annotation, molecular function: mRNA binding. The record is from RefSeq and is a predicted model, not a curated record.